UGUGCAGCCCCCGCCGCCUCCAUUCACUCGCUGUUCAUUCAGUCGCCAGUUCGCGGCAUUGUGAGACUGACGACCGUCGCGGACACGUCGUCUCUCUACGCCUACGAAAUAAAUCGCGCGGGAUUCGAAUUCGAAAAAAAAAUGAUCGUAGAUUAUUAAAAAAUUGUUGUUUUUGUGUUCUUUUAUAUUUUUUUAAAAUGGGCGAACAAACAUUUAAUAUAUCGGAUGAGAAUAUAGAACAGCAUAUAAUUACUUUGUUUGAAAAGUUGGAGUGUAUACGGAAAGAGUCGAACUCUGGUGACGGUGGUCUCUCCGGGAGAGUGCCGGCGCGGCUGGAAGUGCGGACCUUGUCCUUGUGGAAGGCAGUGGUAGCUGAGUGUGCGGCCUCCUUUCUGUAUGUGUUCAUCGUGUGCGGAGCGGCGGGCGGAGCGGGCGUCGGGGCCUCCGCUUCAGCUGUGCUGCUGUCAACCGCUCUCGCUUCCGGCUGUGCCAUCGCAACUCUAACACUAUGUUUCGCUAAUAUUUCUGGUGCUCACGUAAACCCGACGGUGUCGGCGGCUCUGUGCGUGCGCAGGCGCGUGUCCCCGCUGCGCGCCGCGCUCUACGUGGCGGCGCAGUGCGGCGGGGCCAUCGCCGGCGCAGCCGCUAUAUACGGUGUGAGCGUGCCGGGCUACGCGGGCGGGCUGUCGGCGUCGCUGCCGGGCGGCGGCGGCGUGCCGGGCGCGGCCUGGGAGCGGCUGGGCGCCGAGCUGGUGCUCUCGGGGCUGGUGGCCGCCGCGCACUUCGCAGCCAUGGAAAGGCGCUGGUCGGGCGCCGCGCCGGCAUUGCUCGGAGCUGCUUAUUGCGCUGCUAGUUUUGUCUCGAUGCCUUCCCUGAACCCCGCGCGCUCGCUGGGCCCCUCUUUCGUGCUGUCGCGCUGGGAGAGUCACUGGGUGUGCUGGGUGGGCGGCGUGGGCGGCGGCGUGGCGUGCGCGCUGCUGCACGAGUGGGGGGGGCGGCGCGGCCCGCGCGGGGGCUCCUCGCUCGCCUCCUCGCCGCGGGACCUGGACGAGCUGGACAAGCCCACCUUCCCCUCGCACCACCACUACCGCCACGCCCCCACUUACUGCGCCGCUGCGCCUCGCCCGGACACCGCUGAGCCUCUGUACUCCGGAACUAAGUCGCUGUACUGCCGCUCGCCUCCUCCUGCGCGUCAUGGAUUGCACAGGUCUCAGUCCGUGUACAGCAAGGGCAGUUCAGCUACGAGUGGUGCCGCGAGUGCAGCCGCGAGCGGAGUGGCUAGCAGCGCGGCGAGCGCGGGCCCGCUGGUGACUGCGCAGUCGCUGGUGCUGCGCCCGCCGGCACACGCACACGCGCACCUCUCGCUUGCCCACAACCAGAACACACACAACGCACAAAGAGAUCCGCCUUAUGGCACUGCAAAUGGAGUCCGACCGGGACCUGCCGGUGCAGCAGUAAGUGAGCGGCGUGAGUCAGUGUACAGUGGUAGCGGGGCAGGCACGGGCACGGUGGGCAGCGUGGGCGGCGGCGCGGGGGGCGCGCGCGCGGGCGACGCGUACGGCACGUACCGCGCGCACGCGCCGCACGGCCACGCCUACCGCGCCACGCACGCGGCUCACGGCGCGCACGCCACGCACGCCGCGCACUCGCCGCACACGUCGCCGCACGCGCUGCCGGACCACUACUAG
This is a messenger RNA of Trichoplusia ni (cabbage looper), 1688 nucleotides long. RefSeq names its product neurogenic protein big brain (gene bib). Gene Ontology annotation, cellular component: plasma membrane. Gene Ontology annotation, biological process: transmembrane transport. The coding region runs from base 198 to 1688 and encodes 496 amino acids. The record is from RefSeq and is a predicted model, not a curated record. The transcript is spliced from 6 exons. Lineage: Eukaryota; Metazoa; Arthropoda; Insecta; Lepidoptera; Noctuidae. Gene Ontology annotation, molecular function: water channel activity.